Micropterus salmoides (largemouth bass) is the source of this 1041-nucleotide messenger RNA. RefSeq names its product P2Y purinoceptor 4-like. The transcript is spliced from 2 exons. Bases 1 to 981 code for a protein of 326 amino acids. Gene Ontology annotation, biological process: G protein-coupled receptor signaling pathway. Gene Ontology annotation, molecular function: G protein-coupled receptor activity. Gene Ontology annotation, cellular component: plasma membrane. The record is from RefSeq and is a predicted model, not a curated record. NCBI's taxonomy places the organism in Eukaryota, Metazoa, Chordata, Actinopteri, Centrarchiformes, Centrarchidae.
AUGGUUGUUUCACUUGGCAUGCAGAGAAGCCACUGUAACAAAGACAUGGGCAACACUCAGGUUCAGCUCUACGUGAUUCCGUCCUUCUUUCUGGUGGUACUGAUCUUGGGGCUUCCACUCAACCUGCUCUCCCUCUGGGUUUUCUUCCACCGCCUGCGGCGUUGGACCCGCAGCACGGUGUUCCUCUUCAACCAGACCCUGGCUGACACCUCGUGGCUGCUGGCCUUGCCUUACCUCAUCUACUACCAUCUGGACCAGCUAUACUGGAAACUGGGCCUGCCUGUGUGCGCGGUUGUGAGAAUGUUCUACCACAACUACUUCUACCUCAGCAUUUUCUUCGUCACCUGCAUCAGUGUGGACAGAUAUGUGGCCAUCGUGCACCCGCUGCGCUCUCUGGUGCUGCUGGGUCGGAGGCAGACCUACCUGCUAUGUUUGGCGAUCUGGGUGGGCACUCUGGUCCUCAGCAUACCUGUUGCCAGUAUGACUCUGAUCCAAACUUGCCCUGGGAGCAACCGCACAGUCUGUAGCCUGUACAUACUGCUGAGUAAGACAGGGGAGAGUCUCCCCUAUUCCCUCUUUUGCUCCAUCAUCGGCUUCCUCCUCCCGCUACUCUCCAUCUGCUACUGCGGCCUGCGCAGUGUCAGAGAGCUGCGCCACCGGUCCAGGCGCCCCGAUCCGCAUAAUAAGAGGCGGAGGGUCCGGCGGGUCCUGAGCGCAGCGCUGGUUCUCUUUGCCUUGUUUUACCUGCCCUACCACCUGAGCCGCAACGCCGCCAUAGUGAUGCGGCGUGUCUACCCCGACAAGCCCGCCUCCUGGCGUCACGCAGACCUGGCCUUCGCCCUAGAGAUGUGCUUCUGCAGCCUCAUCACCUGCGUCAACCCUCUGUUCAGCUGCUUCAUAGGCGGCCAGUUCUGGAAGGAGUUUCACGGCACUUUUGCUGUCAUGUUUUCCCUGUGUCAGGCACGCGGGUGGCUGCAAUGAUAUCUAAACGGACCCGGAUGACAGUGAGGACAAGGCAGGGGACGUGUACUGUCACACCUG